AUGUAUAAUGAUCACCCAAAGCCGAAAAAAUAUCAAGCCGAAGAAACGUCGAAGAGAAAGAUCGAAACCCACCUGUUUCUUGAUCCCGGUUUUCUUGGUUCUGGUUUUCCUAGUUCCGGUUUUCCUAGUUGCGGUUGUUAUCCUGGUUGUCAUAGUCCCGGUUUUCCUAGUUGUUGUCUUGGUCCCGGUUAUCCUGGUUGUUGUCUUGGUCCAGGUUAUCCCGGUUUUGGUUGUCUUGGUCCCGGCGAAUUCAAUUAG
Molecule: messenger RNA, 258 nt
Organism: Dentiscutata erythropus
Lineage: Eukaryota; Fungi; Glomeromycota; Glomeromycetes; Diversisporales; Gigasporaceae
Source: the annotation of a GenBank genome assembly